This is a messenger RNA of Chiroxiphia lanceolata (lance-tailed manakin), 1247 nucleotides long. Its product is annotated as complement C1q and tumor necrosis factor-related protein 9A-like. Bases 142 to 1176 code for a protein of 344 amino acids. The transcript is spliced from 4 exons. The record is from RefSeq and is a predicted model, not a curated record. Gene Ontology annotation, molecular function: protein binding. NCBI's taxonomy places the organism in Eukaryota, Metazoa, Chordata, Aves, Passeriformes, Pipridae.
UGACCGAACAAGUACUUGUCCUCAAGACACAUAUCUGAGCGUGCAUUCCUUUACAUGAAGCUUUUCCACUCUGGUUAAAGAUGCCCAAGAACGCUGCAAGUACCAAGUGAAUGAGCCAAAAUCAUAUAACCUAUCUAAAGAAUGAAAAGCUGGAUUGUACUGCUGGCUAUUGUAGUCAGCACAGCAGAAACAGAAAAACAGGACGUCUGUACCCAAGGGUAUCCUGGCAUCCCUGGCAAUCCUGGGCACAAUGGCACCCCUGGUCGUGAUGGACGUGACGGUUUGAAAGGCGACAAGGGAGAUACAGGCGAACCAGGAGUUCCUGGCCUUCCAGGAAAAGAUGGUACCAAUGGAGAGAAAGGUGAACAAGGAGCCAAUGGGACUGUUGAAGAGAAGGGGAAUAAAGGAGAUAAAGGAGAAAGAGGACAACCUGGGAAACUGGGACCAAAAGGAGUUAUAGGGUCAGUGGGUUACAAAGGUCAGAAGGGAGAGCUGGGACUGCAAGGACAAAAGGGAUUAAAAGGAGACAUUGGACCCAUUGGCCCAAAAGGGACAAAGGGUGAAAUUGGCCAUCCUGGAAGAGUUGGUUUCCCAGGGCCAAUUGGCCCGACUGGUAAUCCAGGUCCUAAAGGUAAUACUGGAGAUACAGGGCCACAGGGUAAUCCAGGAGUUCAGGGGGAAAGAGGCUUGAAAGGAGACAGAGGAGAAAAGGGGAAUGUAGGUGCCCCAGGAGUCCUGCCAAGGAGCGCUUUCAGUGUUGGCCUUACAGUUGACACCAAAUUUCCCCCUCCAAAUCGCCCAAUCAAGUUCGACAAGGUGCUGUAUAAUGGUCUCAAUGACUACAAUCCAGUUACUGGCAAAUUCACCUGCAAAUACUCUGGUGUUUACUAUUUCACCUACCACAUCACUGUCUACUCAAGGAAUGUCCGAGUUGCUCUAGUUAAGAACGGCAUCAAGAUGCUGCACACUGUGGACAGGUACCAGAGUGGAGAGGACCAAGCCUCAGGAGCCGCCAUCCUGGAGCUGCAGGGAGGAGACAAGGUGUGGCUGCAGGCUCACCAAGGGGAGACUUUCAAUGGGCUGUUUGCAGAUGGUGAUGAUGAUACCACCUUCUCUGGGUUCCUCCUGUUCAGCACCUCUGACUCACUGGAGCCACUGCCAUUGCCCUCCACAUAACUCCAUGUUAUCCGUGAAUGCUGUGUGUCUGUGUCCUUCAACCCUCCCUAAUAAAGUUGUUAUCUGCUGAA